AUGUCAUCACAAACCUAUCUAGCUGAUAAGAUGCAGAACCCCAUCGGCUGGCAACCCUCUUUCGUCAAAAUCAACGCCGUCCUCUCCACGUCCUUUGCUGACGGAGAAUUUGGAGAGGUCCUGUCCACUAUCGAUGAGUUAGAGCUUGUGAACACACCAAUAACUCGCCGUCAGUUUCGGCUCCAGCUCCAAAAAGGCGUCAUAGAGAGCAACGGCGAGGUUGUCAAGGAUUUUUCCCGGGUGGCAGAGAUCCUCCACGAUCAGCAAUACAUGUCACCAGUGCUCCAAGAUGCCUCGUCUCUUAUCAACGAAAUAGAACGCUCAGAAGCGAAAGGCGAUUUGCUAAGGCGCGUCAUAAGACACUUUACUUUGUCCGAAGAGGAAAUCAAUGUUUUAACAUUGUCCUCGGAACCCAUCGACGAGAGCUUCUUUCUGGCUAUCUCGAAGGCGAAGGCCGUUCAGCAGGAUUGUGAAGUUCUCCUAGGAUUUGAAAACCAAACCCUCGGCCUAGAUGUAAUGGGACAGUCCUCGAAACAUCUGGACCAGGCAUUUCAAAAACUCUACAAAUGGACUCUGAGAGCUUUUAGGGAGACGAACUUGGAGUUGCCUCAAAUGGGCCCUUCCAUCCGGCGCGCUCUUCGACUCCUUUCCGAAAGACCGCCCCUCUUCCAAAGCUGCCUCGAAUCCUUCUCGAGUAAUCGUGACCAGAUACUUUCAGAUGCGUUCUAUUUUGCCCUAACCGGAGAGAUUGCCACUUUAGUAGGCAAACAAACUUCGGUAAAGCCGAUCGAGAUGGGAGCACACGAUCCCCUACGCUAUGCGGGCGACAUGCUCGCUUGGACCCACUCUGCUGCUGUUGGCGAGAAGGAAUCCCUAGAUGCUGUAUUCAGCCCGGAUCGUGGCCAGAUAACUCAGGGUUAUGCCUCGUCGACCAGAGAACUCUCUUGGCCCGACUACGAACCUGCAGCCUAUGAUCCUACGAGAACAGUAAGAGAAUUGGUAGACCGUAACUUGGCGGGGGUGUCGCGCAUGCUGCGCCAGCGCGUUGAACAGGCGAUUCAUACGAAUGAAGACAUUAUCUCAGCAUAUAAACUUAUCAACCUUCAAGCAUUCUACCGGCUCUUAUUCUCCAAACUCUUGGACGCAGAUUGCGCCCUAACCGAGUGUCUACAAAGCUUAGAAUCCACAGCAACGCGGCAGUUCCGAUCUCUUGUCAGGGACCAAAUUGGGGCCUUACAAACACAACUCCAGCAAACACCUCAUAAUCUAGAGACCCCGGUUUUCCUCCGAGACGCCCUCGGCCAGGUUGAUACAAUCUUGAAAACUUUUAAUGCCUCUUUCGACGAAUCUUUAGAUCGCGCAGCCGAUCUUGAUUUCAUUUUCACAGAAGCACUUGAUCCAUUCCUGGCUGGGUGUGAAGCGCUAGGGAAUAGGAUGACUCCCGAACCUCGUGCCAUCUUCCUGAUCAACUGCCGGCUUGCAACAAUCAAGUCAUUGCAGUCGUUCAAUUUCACACAGGAAAAAGUCAACCAGCUUCAGGCUUCCGUUGUGCAGGAUAUAACCAUCCUAGAGGAAUCUCAGCUCUCCUUCUUCCUCAGAGGCUCCGGUGUGGAAGCUAUCUUCAAUGCUGUCGAUGCUAUAAACAUAACUCCAGAGGUCACACAGCAGGCAGCCCUAUUCCCUAUCUCUAUCUUUGAGCCUGAGGCACUUAUCAGCCUAUACCUCGGUGACCUCAAGGUCCGAUCUACGACACUAGAUUUUAAAGUCAAUGAGGUCGAUAAGGUCGAUCAUCUAGUCUAUGGACUGUAG
Messenger RNA from Parascedosporium putredinis, 1809 nucleotides. The record is from the annotation of a GenBank genome assembly. Lineage: Eukaryota; Fungi; Ascomycota; Sordariomycetes; Microascales; Microascaceae.